Messenger RNA from Corvus hawaiiensis (hawaiian crow), 1866 nucleotides. Its product is annotated as zinc finger protein 131-like. NCBI's taxonomy places the organism in Eukaryota, Metazoa, Chordata, Aves, Passeriformes, Corvidae. Gene Ontology annotation, cellular component: nucleus. Gene Ontology annotation, molecular function: protein binding; DNA-binding transcription factor activity, RNA polymerase II-specific; RNA polymerase II cis-regulatory region sequence-specific DNA binding. The transcript has 6 exons. The record is from RefSeq and is a predicted model, not a curated record. Gene Ontology annotation, biological process: regulation of transcription by RNA polymerase II.
CCUUUUGCCAUGGAAGACGAAGAAAUUAUGGAAUGUAUCCAGGAAUUCCCUGAACACUAUAAAGUUAUUUUGGAUAGACUGAAUGAACAACGUGAACAGGACCAGUUUACAGAUAUCACGCUGAUUGUUGAUGGUCACCAUUUCAAAGCUCAUAAGGCCGUUCUUGCUGCCUGUAGCCAGUUCUUCUACAAAUUCUUCCAAGAUUUCACUCAGGAGCCCUUGGUGGAGAUUGAAGGUGUAAGUAACAUGGCAUUUCGUCACCUAAUUGAGUUCACCUAUACAGCAAAACUAAUGGUCCAAGGUGAGGAAGAAGCAAAUGAUGUUUGGAAAGCAGCUGAGUAUCUACAGAUGUUAGAAGCGAUCAAAGCACUUGAAAUCAGGAACAAAGAGAAUUCAUCACCCUUAGAAUCAAAUCAAAGGCAAGGUAAAAAUAAGGCAAAAAAGAGGAAGAUUGCUGAAACAUCUAAUGUUAUCACAGAAACACUGCCAUCUGCAGAAUCAGAGCCUGUUGAAAUUGAGGUUGAGAUUGCUGAAGGAACGAUUGAAGUGGAAGAUGACAGCAUUGAAACACUUGAAGUAGCUUCUGCAGAGCAAUCUAUAAAGUACAUACAUACAACAGGUACAUCAGAUGAAUCUGCUUUGGCUCUUUUGGCAGAUAUCACCAGUAAGUAUCGUCAAGGAGAGACAAAAUGCCAGAUUCAAGAAGGUGGUAGUGCAACUGAUCCCUCGUGCAAACAGGUAGAAGAUAUUGAAAUUGUGGAACUUCAGCUGUCACAUGUGAAGAAUUUAUUCCACUGUGAAAAAUGUAACCGUUCAUUUAAAUUGUUUUACCAUUUUAAGGAACACAUGAAAACACACUCUGCUGAGAGUUACAAGUGUGACAUAUGCAGUAAAAGGUACCUACGAGAGAGUGCUUUGAAACAACACCUCACCUGUCACCACCUUGAUGAAGGUGGUGCUAGCAAGAAGCAAAGACCUGGCAAGAAAAUACAUAUAUGCCAAUACUGUGAUAAGCAGUUUGAUCACUUUGGACAUUUUAAAGAGCACCUCCGAAAGCACACAGGUGAAAAGCCAUUUGAAUGUCCAAACUGCCAUGAGCAUUUUGCUAGGAAUAGUACACUCAAAUGUCACCUGACGGCCUGUCAGUCUGGAGCUGGAGCUAAAAAGGGAAGAAAGAAGCUGUAUGAAUGUCAGGUUUGUAACAGCAUGUUUAACAGCUGGGAUCAAUUUAAAAAUCAUUUGGUAAUACACACUGGUGACAAACCCAACCACUGUACCUUAUGUGAUUUGUGGUUUAUGCAAGGCAGUGAGCUGAGAAGGCAUCUCAAAGACAUGCACAAUAUUUCAGAACGAAUAGUGACAGAAGAGAUUCUUCCAGUGGAAGCUAUGGAAGCGGAACCAGUAACGUCAAUGACAAUAAUAGAACAAGUGGAGCAAGUCCAUGUCCUACCAGUAAUUCAGGUACAAGUGGAUCCUGCACAGGUAACUGUGGAACAGAUGCACCAGGAUCUCGUACAGGACAAUCAAGUGAAAGGCACACAGAUGGAGGAACUGCAAGAACAGGUGCAAAUUAGUUAUUUAGAAGUUGAACACAUUCAGACUGAACAAGGUGCUGAAGUUCAUGUGGAGCAAUUACAUGUUGGGCAUGUAAAUCGAAUACAGAUGGAAGAAGUACAGGCAGAACUUAUAGAUGGAACAAACCUUGAACAAGUAGAAUACAAAAGUGUUGAUCAAAGAGAAGCAGAAGAAAAUGAAACUAGUCAAGUAGAUGAUACAGAUAUGGAAGAUCAUGAACAAGCUGAAGACUUAAAAACUCAACAAUUAGUGGACACACAGAAUGAAAAGGUGGAUAACUAGGACAAAUAA